Batrachochytrium dendrobatidis JAM81 is the source of this 1590-nucleotide messenger RNA. RefSeq lists its product as uncharacterized. The record is from RefSeq and is a predicted model, not a curated record. Gene Ontology annotation, cellular component: endoplasmic reticulum tubular network. Lineage: Eukaryota; Fungi; Chytridiomycota; Chytridiomycetes; Rhizophydiales. The transcript is spliced from 9 exons. Gene Ontology annotation, molecular function: nucleic acid binding. Bases 1 to 1590 code for a protein of 529 amino acids. Gene Ontology annotation, biological process: endoplasmic reticulum tubular network organization.
AUGGCUGGGCUAUUUGGCUGGCUCUCCAAAAAGGAGGAUACCAACUAUGAAAAGAUUCUCUUGGAAUUGGAUGACAAAAUCAGACGUAGUGAGAUGCGAUUAGCAGAGUUUGGUUUAAGAGAGCGUAGACUGCUCUAUGCAUGGUUUUUCUAUACCCUUCCUGCGUAUAUCAUUGUGCUUGCUGUAUAUGCCAUGUAUUACCGCAUGUCAGAUGGUGAACCAUGGAAGCAAUUCCUCAUUAAAUCGCUUCCCGUGGUGGUAGUGCCAAUCAUAAUCUAUCUUGUUCGUGCAGGAAUUAUAGCAUGGUAUCUCCGGUGCAGAAACGUCGAAGAGAUUCGUCUGGAUGAGCUUCGUACCAAGCAAAAUGACAAGAUUACUGAAUUGAAACUCAAGACCUCAUUCUACCUUACAAAAGGCCUCAUUGAGCGCUAUGAUAACCCAAAGUCUAAAGGUGGAAAGCAACGCAAAGGAUCCGAAAAUCCCAGUGGACAUGAUCAGACUUCUUCUGGAUCGCGUCAUCAUCCUCAAGCUAAUCGUCAACCUCAAUCUGCAGACAGUCGAUCUGAAAAAACACAAGAAUCACAUGGACAACGCCCUCACACCCAAAUGAGUCCCCAACGUAGAGCAUCUCCUAGUGUAUCUGAAAAUGGACCUCAUUCUCGCCAAAUGCUCUCUAACCAUCCGGGCUUUCAGCAAAUGGAUAAUGCACAACACACGCCACUUCAAAGACAGCAGCUAUUGCACCAGCAGCAUAUACGCAACAACGAUCAGCUUACCCCUUCACAUGUUGUACACCAACAACAGCAAAUGGCUGCUUUGCCUGCUUCUGUAAAUUGGUUUGACUCGUUGCUGGAAGCAAUUAUUGGAGAAUCCGAUGGUCCUCAACAUAAAUAUGCUCUUAUUUGCGAGAAAUGCUUUACACACAACGGUCUUGUACUCCCGAAUGAAUAUUUAGUAUCGAGAUUCAAAUGUAUGCAAUGUGGUCAUUUUAACGCAAAGAAAACAUCUGCAUAUGCAUUUGAUUUCAAUCAUUCAGCUGAGCAGUCUAGUCACACUUUCAACUCGCCAUCUCCACCGAGCUCCCCUGUUUCGCGUCUUCGUCGUCGCAGCAACUCGAUCUGCAGUAAUACAAGUGAUGCCAGUUUUUCACCCAUGCAUUAUGAUAAUGGCUCGCGCUCACAAUUUCAAACAAGUUCGGUUGAAAAUUUGACUGAAGAGCAAAGAUCUGAUGCUGGCACAAAUGAGAAUAUGACACUACAACAGCAUGAAGAAACUGUAGGCAACAAUGACACUGCAUCCGAAAAGCAUGACUCUUUAGAUUCAAAUGAGCUGCCAACAAAAGACGUUUCAUCUAACCAAGAUGCUUUGUCUGACACGAGUACACCACAGGAAGUAUUAGAAGUUGGGCAACAAGUAAGUGUAAAAGUAUUAGAGGUAAAUGAGAAGGACGAACGGAUCUCAUUAAGUAUUAAAGAAAUUGAACAGGAUCAAGCAGAAAAAGAAUAUAAGCAAUAUGAAAAAGAUGAUGAGCAAUCAGGAUUCCAAUUAAGUGAUAUUAUUGGCGAUAAACUAGAGAAGUUUAAAAAAUAG